Molecule: messenger RNA, 777 nt
Organism: Prorocentrum cordatum
Lineage: Eukaryota; Dinophyceae; Prorocentrales; Prorocentraceae
Source: the annotation of a GenBank genome assembly
CCCCGUCUUUCUAUGGCAGUCUUCGAGCCAGAUCGAUCCGUGGAGGGCCCGGGGCCCGAAACUGGGCGAAACCGCCCAGUGCGAAGAGUUGCAGCGCCCAGCUCUCGGGUUCACCGGCCUGUUUGGUCUUCUCCCGUCGGCUCCAUACGCGACCCCAUCAAGUGUUGCUGCGUGGCCAUGAAGUUCGAGGCCUUCGACGACUCUGGCAACAGGGUCGCCACGGCGUCCACGGGCUGCGGGUGCUGCCAGUGCGGCCUCUGCUGCUCGUGCCCCUGCGGGCCCUGCUCGCGGAUACACCUGACCGUGUCCGGGCCGAGCGGCAAGAAGGUCGGCCGGAUGUACAGGCAGAUCCCAGGCUGCUGCAAGUGGAUGCUCGUCCCCGACGCGGAUAAUUAUUUUGUCGAGUUCGAUCAGGAGAUGGACCCCGCAACGAAGGUGCUCCUCAUGUCCCUAGCGAUCUUCAUCGGGCACGGUCGGCGGAUGGAUUACCGCUAUUUCAACAACAACGUGCUGGACUCGGGCCGGACCGCGGACGGUUUCGUCGACGACGCGGGCCCGUGAGGGCCCAGGUUUCCAGAGUGCGGCGGCCCCGCACGCGCAGGGAGAGGGGGGAGUGUGAUGGAGGUGGAGCAGGGCUGCGCCCUGGGCGUCGCCGAGGCACGCCCCGUCCGGCAGCCGCUCGAGGCAAAGGUACUCGGGCAUGUAGCGUGUGCGCAUUGUGGGACUUCGCGGCGCCGGCUCGACCUGCGCCACCGCCUGCCCGCGGCGGGAAACGGA